This is a messenger RNA of Eupeodes corollae, 5423 nucleotides long. It is a transcript of the gene FAM21, whose product is annotated as WASH complex subunit 2. Bases 325 to 5199 code for a protein of 1624 amino acids. The transcript has 6 exons. NCBI's taxonomy places the organism in Eukaryota, Metazoa, Arthropoda, Insecta, Diptera, Syrphidae. The record is from RefSeq and is a predicted model, not a curated record.
UUUCCAAAUUUAUCGGGUUAUGCGUCAAAUUUGUGAGACAAAAUUAUUAAUAAAUGACGACAACAAAUUUAUCUGAUUUAACUACCACUACAUGAAUAUAAUUAUUCGGUAGUGUGUCCUCAGAGUCCGAAAAUAAAAUUAAAAACUAACCCUCAACAACAACCCUGAACUAUUUAGAAAUAUGACAGAACAAUGAGAAAACAAAUAGAAUACAAACUAAUUUUUGUCUCUUUCUAAUGUGACAAAUGCAUUUUUAUUAUCAGCUGAUAUUUUAAUCAACACAAAAAUUAAAAAUAUACCACACAAAACAAAAUUCAAUGAAAAAUGGAAAAUCAAAUAAAUGCUGAUAAGAUAAUCGAAAAAUCCAAACAGUGGACUCUCGAAGGCGACUGUUCGCUGCUUCAAUGGAUGAAUCAGAUCUCGAAUAAUCUCGAGGAGAGAGUAACGAAAACCAGCUCAGCGUUAAAUGAAAUGUCUACCAAGUUAGAUCGGACCUCGAUAGCCCUGAGCAAUGCAACAAAUAAACUUGCUGCUUUGCAGUAUUCAAAAUUUGUUGAAAACCGAGUUCAUGAGGAUGAUGAGACUUUGGCAAAUCAAACUAAUGCUCCAUGUGAAGAGGUCACCGAUAAAAAGGACAUGAGUCAAGACAUCUAUCCGUUUUUGAAGAAAAAUGUAGAAAUGAUGAAUACGUGCCAUGAAGCGUUAUCAAUCAGUUAUGAGGAUUCAGACGAUGAUGACGAGGAGCCUGUAACAAGUGUUGUUUAUCGCUCGAAAAAUCCUUACGAAGCUCGUCCCUUGCCUCACAUCUACGGUUCGACAAUGUGGAAAGAAAAAUGGCACAUUGGUUUAUGUGACUCUGAUAAUGACUUCUCUGGCGAAGAAAACUCUGAACAAUUCUCUGAAUCAUCCUCGACCGCAGAUGAUUCCUAUGAAAGUAAUGCUCUAACCAUUUCUGAGUGGGACUCUACAGCUUGGGGUUUAAAUACUCAACACCACAGUUCGGAAAGAAAAGACCUGCGAACCCCAUCGAAUGAUGGUGAAUCCUCGUAUCAAGGUGAAGACUACUCUCAAUCCAAGGUAUCGACACCGAGAACUCAGAGGCAUGCUCCAAUUGCACAGCAACCAAUUCAAGAUCAUCGAUACUAUGUGCAUGUUCCACGGCGACAAGAAAAACUGUUCGAUGAUAUCUUUGAUGAGUCGAAACCACAGGAAGAGGCUUCCUCUCAAGUUGUUCCUCCUCCGCAAGUUAUUCCGCCACAGGUUGUGUCUGCUCCGCAGAAAAAAAUCAUUCCUGAAAGUUAUAUUCCGAAUGAGCCACCGCCGGAUGAGCAAUCAACUGAGAGCGACAGUAAUCGUCGUGUGGGAGCAAAAAAAACUUUGAAUUUAUUCGACGAUGACGAAUUUAGCUCAUUCAUGGAUCAAAUUGUUGAAAAGGCUGCAAAUAAAAAUGUCAAACCAAAUGAACAGCGAAAUGUAGAAAAUCCAGAACCACCACCGAAAAAAUCAGUGGUCCCCAACCUCUUCGAUGACCAUAUUCCUCCUCCCGAUGAUGAUGAUGAUUCCCAAAAACUGAAGCAGCCUAAGAAAACCCUUGCUCCAAAUCUAUUUGAUGAUUCAAAUUCCCCUAAGCAAAAAGAGCCCAGUAGAGCUGUGGCUCCAAAUCUAUUCAAUGAUUCCGAUGAUCUGUUUAGUUCCUUGCCUAAGAGGACACAAGAACCUCCUAAGAAAAUAAUUGCCCCAAAUCUUUUCAACGAUUCGGAUGAUCUAUUUCCACCCACAGUCAGAAAAGAACAACCAAUUGUGCAGAAGAAACUAGAAUCACCGGCAAAGUCUGAAGAUGAUGAUGACAUCUUCAAAGCCACUCCGCAGGCCGUGAGUGUGAUAGGGAAGACUAAAAUAAAGAAUCUCUUCGAUGAUGACGACGAAGAUGAUGAUUUUGAUAAUAUUUUUGCCUCGAAACCAAGCACAAGUAAACCGUUCACUCAGGCAACAAAGAAUCUCUUUUCAGAUGACUUAGAUGUGCAACGAGUGAGUGUGGUACCUCCUGUGCAGGAUAAAUCCGUUCCUAAGUCCAGCAAAGACCUCUUUAAUAACAAUUCGCCUCUGGACAUUGAAAAUGCCACUAAUGAUCCAUUACCAAAGGAAUCCCCUGUUGUUCAAAAAAGUCUUUUUAAUGAAAGAAGUUCGGUAGCUGAAAAACCGGCGAUUGAUCCUGUGCUAAAGAAGGAAACACCGAAAGGAAGUUCACUGCUUAAAAAAGGCCUUUUCGAUGAUUUUGAUGAUUUGGAAGAUGAGGAUGAUAUAUUCUCUAACAAGCCGGCGAAGAAGGAUCCUUUUGAAAACCUAUUUCAGAAGGAAAAACUUGAGAAGAAGCUUCCAAUUAUUCAAAGUAAAACUUUGUUUGGUGAUGAUGAUGAAGAUGAGAAUCAAGAAGAAGAUUCAAAGGUGCUUGAAUCAAAGAGUUCAAAGGAAGAGACAAAGAGUGAAAAAAGUAAACCAAGUUAUUUGGAAGAUAUUCCUCCCAAAGAUGAUACCCCUACUGCAGGAAGAACCACAGAGAAAACACAAGUCAAGGAUAUUUUUGCAGAUGAGGACCCUGAAGAUUUCGAAGACUUCAUCUCUACAACGCCUUUAAAAUCUGAAAAAUUAGUGGUUGAAGAUUAUUCUAAGACUACGAGCCAACCAACGGAAGGUAUUCCUCCCCCAAAUGAUAUUCCCAGUCCAAGAAAAAGCACAGAGAAAACACAACUUAAGGAUAUUUUUGCAGAUGAAGACCCUGAAGACUUCAUCUCUACAACUCCUUCAAAACCAGAUAAAGUAGUGUCUGAAGAUUAUUUGAACAUUUCCGAUCAGCCGGCGAUGAAACCUAUUGAAACUCCAUCUACAAAAGUUCCAGAUGAACCCACAAGUAUUUCAGUAGCAACUCCAAGACCACCAGUCAUUGCUCAGAAGCCAGUGGUUGAUAAGGCAUCGAAGCCACAAGUGAAAGCUUUCUCAAAAAAUAUUGCCACAGAAGAUCUUUCUAAGGAGAUCAAAGAUACCACUAGUGCCUUAAAUGCUCAGAUUGCACCGGAAAAAACAAAAGAAGUGCCGACACCUUCUUCAGAAGCUUCUCUUCCGAUCUUAAAACCUUUAGACGACGUUCCUAAAAUAAGUGAAGCUGCAAAAUCUGAAAUAGAUGGUGCUUCGUGGAGUUCUUCCAAAAAAAACUCCACCUUAGAUGUUAAAGUGUCAGAAUCUUCUAAACAUUUGGUCUCUAAAACCCAACAAACUAAAGUAAAGGACGAAGAAAAUACUCAAACUAAAAUAGUUCCCAAAGCAGAUGGAGAAAGAUCAAAACCGGUUCCUAAACCAAAGCCAAUAGUAGUAAUUGAAGAACAGAAGGAUAUUGAAACCCCGCCUGAAGUUCCAUCCUCUGCAAAGAAAUCAUCAAUCAUUCCAAGCUAUACAAGUCUCUUUCAUGAUGACAUCCCUCCUGAGGAUGAGAAUCCAAAUCCAACUUCAAACGAGGAAUCUCCACUGCACCAGGUCGAAGAGGAUGUUGAAGUUAAACCUUUACCUUCGGCUUCUUCCUCUUCAGUUCCUUACAAUAGCUUAAAUCUCUUUGCUGAUGUUCCACCAGAUGAUGACUUCACAGAAUCCACACCACCAACCCCUCCUGCAGCGUCGGCUGUAGUGACACCGACUAAACGAAUCCACAGCAUUUUCUAUGACGAUUUUAAUGAAACCAUCGAAGCGGGUCGGGAAAUGAGAACACCUCCCAGUUACAUGAUCAACGAUGAACCUCCACCAGAUGAUAAUAAAGACUCGAAACCAGUUACGUCGGAAAUUAAAAAAGAGAAACCACAAGUUUCAAAAUUGAAAAAGAUGAAUAUCCAAAUCAAUGUUGGAGCUUUGUUGCCUUCCGCAAAAUUGCCAUCGUUUAAAAAACCCGAACCAGUUGAGAAGAAACCACAAAUUGAGAUUACACAAAAUGAACAAAAUACUCCUAGUGCGAGAGAUGAUCCUGCUCCCAUAAGUAAGCCGGCAGCGCCAGAAACAACAAGAGAACUCCCUGAGAAUAUUCUACCUAAUUUAAAUAAAAAUCGUGCCAAGGUUCAAGUAAAGAGAAGGCCAUCGACUCGAAUGGGAAGAAAAGAGAGCUACAGGAAGUCCAUGAUUGAAGAAACUAUCACUCAAGAAGAAAAUGAAGUAGAUAGCUUUGAAAUUCGAACACAAGAAGAAAUCUCUAAGAAGGAUUUUUCGGUAGACAAUAAAAACUCUAAGGAACAAACGCCUCCAAAAGAUCUUGGAGCAUUUGAUGAGAAAGGCGAGACCACUGAGGAGUCUAAAGGAAGUCUUAAUAAAUUACCCGACGAAGCAACUCUUUUUGAAGAGUCGGAUAACUUUUUCAGCAAAUCUGUGACUUCUUCUGGGGCUUCUUCAAAAGCUACAACAACUAAGCUGCCUUCUCUGUUCAAAAAUUCUGAUACUGAACCCGAUAGUAUUUUCGCAACCAUUAAAUCGAACACAGAAAAAUCAAAAAUUGACUCUUCACCUUCAUUGUCUAGUAAAAAUUUAGAUUCUCUCUUUGAUUCAGAUGGAAUUGAUGAAAAUCCAUUUGGAACACCUAAGAAUUUUGUAACUCCCUCGAAAACUUCGCAAGAAUCGAACAAAGCGCCUCAAGAAACGAAAUCCAAAUUGGAUCUUCUCUUUGACUCCGUACAGCCGAAAGAACAAACCCCUAAAUUUGCAUUCAAAACAACUUCGAAAUCUCUGUUUGGUGAUUCAGAUGAUGGUUCGGAUGAUGAUUUGUUUAAGGGAGCAAGAGUUACUAAGAAACCAGUAUCCCAUAAAAAGCCAGAACAAAAACCGAGUUCGACAAAACAAACUAAACCAUCAGCUUCAUUGUUUUCGAGCGAUGAGGGUAGCGGAUCGGGAGAUGAUAUAUUUGGAAAAGUCAAACCUAAAACAGUUACGAAGAAAAAUGAGAUUGCUAAGGAUAAGACGGCGGCUGCGGCGGCGACUUCGUCGAGUUUGUUUGCUGAUUUAUCAGAUGAUGAUAGCGAUAGUCUCUUUGGCACAUCAACUAAAGUCAAUAAAUCGAAAACAAACCCCACGAAGAGUCGGACGCAGUCAACAAAGCAACCCAUUUCAGCACAACCGGCUGCGGCGAAGACAAUAAGUAGCAAUCCUUUAUCUGAUCUUUUGGGUCCUUGAGCAGACACCACCAACAACAACAAUAACAAUAAAAAAAACUUAAAACAUUCAAAAUAGCAGUUACAUAUCUUAUUAUUUUUUGUUUUUGUAGUUUAUUAAACUUUCAAAGUAAAAAACACAGAAUAUUCCUUAUUAUCUAAAUGCAUUGCAUAUUAUUAUAUAUUAUAUAGUUUAUAAACAAUAAAUAAAUAAAAAUAAAAUAAUAUUUUUUUAAAAAUACAUAA